This is a messenger RNA of Macadamia integrifolia, 933 nucleotides long. RefSeq lists its product as uncharacterized. The coding region runs from base 1 to 933 and encodes 310 amino acids. The transcript has a single exon. The record is from RefSeq and is a predicted model, not a curated record. NCBI's taxonomy places the organism in Eukaryota, Viridiplantae, Streptophyta, Magnoliopsida, Proteales, Proteaceae.
AUGUCUGAAGCAACAGAGCAGCUCGAGUUCGCUCUCCACGAAGAUCGUCAUCCCUGUGGUCUCUACACCAUUACCGAUUCCAUCAAAAUUCUCUUCAGAAACCCCAAACUAUUUAUUUCCAUCUCCAUCCUCACCAUCUUUCCUUUCUCUCUCCACAUUUUCUCAUUAUCUCUCUAUUCUCAUCCCUUGAAAGCCCAAAUCUAUCAUCUUGAAGCCAUAGCGGGGCUUUCACCAACACGAUUCGAGGCUCGAGAAAUAUGGAAGCAAAUCCGAGUCGAUACGGCCUCUCUACUCUGUAUUAAAGCUCUGUUUUGGAUCCCUUGUUAUGGUCUUUCUCUUUUUGCCAUGAUAACGUCCGUUAACUCGACGGCAUUGGCGUGUGCCGGGAAGCGGCCGAACUUACAAACGGCGGUGUCAGCCGUUCGGGUAACGUGGAAGAGCGCGUUUGUUACGUCGAUCUGCGUAUUUGUCAUAAUGGUGAUCUACGUACACUUGAUGCGUACGGUUACGACUUUGGUAGGGUGGAGCGUACAUGCCCAGUGGUUGAUGGUGGUUUUGGGAGCAGUUUUGGAGGUGGAAUUAAUGGCGGUUUUAAGUUUUGCUAUGGUGGUUUCGGUGUUGGAAGAGCGGUUUGGGUGGGAAGCUAUAAGGGUUGGGUGGGAGCUGAUGGAGGGAAGGCGGUUUUGUGGGUGGCUUUUGGCUGGUUUUCUGGUUUUGAUCUCUCGUGGUGUUGGGUGGGGCUUUAGGGUUUCAUUGGACGGUCAGGAUGAGACCAUGAUGGUAGUGAUGAUGGGGCUUGUGGAUAAAAUGGGCUUAAUUUGUUUGUUUGGGAUGAUUGUGCUUUGGAGUUACGUGGUUUAUACGGUUUUCUAUUGUGACUGUAGGGCAACCCGGCAUGCUAAUAAAGUGGAUAGUGAAUCUUCAAGGGUUUAA